Molecule: messenger RNA, 1517 nt
Organism: Vitis riparia (riverbank grape)
Lineage: Eukaryota; Viridiplantae; Streptophyta; Magnoliopsida; Vitales; Vitaceae
Product: 1-acylglycerol-3-phosphate O-acyltransferase
Exons: 9
Coding region: 117-1316 (399 amino acids)
Molecular function (GO): A2-type glycerophospholipase activity
Source: RefSeq, a predicted model, not a curated record
CGGGUUUAUAUGUGUAUAAAGGCAGGCGCAGGCUGCGCAGCAACUAUAGGCCGUUGGAAAGGCUUUUGACACUACAAUCUAUAUUCAUCACCCUAAAAACUUGGCAAUUACGGUGUAUGAGCUAUCGUUUCGUUCGGUGGUCGAGGAUGGCGGAAGAGAUGACUAAGGCGGAGCUUGGAUCCUCCUCCUCAACUACUAAAUCCAGAUCUUUGUGGCCUUCUCUUUUCCGUUGGAUCCCUACCUCUACCGAUCAUAUCAUCGACGCCGAAAAGCGUCUUCUCUCCUUAGUCAAGACUCCUUAUGUUCAAGAACAGGUUAAUAUAGGGUCUGGGCCACCUGGGUCCAAAGUCAGGUGGUUUCGGUCUGCCAGCAAUGAACCAAGGUUUAUCAACACAGUUACUUUUGACAGCAAAGAUGAUUCUCCUACUCUUGUAAUGGUUCAUGGAUAUGGUGCUUCUCAAGGUUUCUUUUUCCGGAAUUUUGAUGCUCUUGCUAGACGAUUCAGGGUCAUCGCCAUUGAUCAACUAGGUUGGGGUGGAUCAAGCAGGCCUGACUUCACUUGCAAAAGUACCGAAGAGACUGAGGCUUGGUUCAUUGAUUCCUUUGAGGAGUGGCGUAAAGCCAAAAACCUUAGCAACUUUAUAUUGCUUGGGCACUCUGUCGGGGGCUAUGUUGCAGCUAAAUAUGCUCUCAAGCAUCCUGAGCACAUUCAGCACUUGAUUUUGGUGGGACCUGCUGGAUUUUCAUUGGAAUCAGAUGGUAAGUCAGAGUGGCUUACACGGUUCAGAGCAACAUGGAAAGGAGCUGUUCUGAACCAUUUGUGGGAAUCUAAUUUUACUCCUCAGAAGCUUGUCAGAGGUAUUGGCCCUUGGGGUCCAGAUCUUGUACGCAAGUAUACAAGUGCUAGAUUUAGUUCAUAUUCAACUGGUGAUUUGUUAACUGAAGAGGAGUCCAAGUUACUCACAGAUUAUGUGUACCAUACUGUAGCAGCCAAAGCUAGUGGAGAGCUGUGCUUGAAAUACAUAUUUUCAUUUGGAGCAUUUGCUCGGUUGCCCCUUCUGCACAGCGCAUCAGAAUGGAAAGUGCCAACCACUUUUAUAUAUGGCUUUGAAGAUUGGAUGAACUACCAAGGAGCCCAAGAAGCUCGCAAGCAAAUGAAGGUCCCAUGUGAAAUUAUUAGGGUCCCCCAGGCUGGGCAUUUUGUAUUCAUAGACAAUCCCUCUGGGUUCCACUCGGCUGUAUUGUAUGCUUGCCGCAGAUUUCUCUUGCCUGACCCUGAUAGUCAAUCCCUUCCUGAAGGCUUGACAUCUGCCUAAAAAUAGAGUAGGCUAUAAAUUGUAAAUUGAUAGCCUAUGUAUUAAAAAAAAAAAUAAAACAUUCUUUCUGCGAAGUUUGUUGAUUCAUACAUCCUUCUGUAGUUGAUGACUUCAUAAGAAAAUUCCAUUGUUCCUCAGAGAAGCUAUAUUCUGAACGCAUGCAUAAUUUAAUUCAGUUGUUAUGAGCGGUUGAAUUUGCCA